Molecule: messenger RNA, 5283 nt
Organism: Seriola aureovittata
Lineage: Eukaryota; Metazoa; Chordata; Actinopteri; Carangiformes; Carangidae
Gene: dachd
Product: dachshund d
Exons: 11
Coding region: 1258-3096 (612 amino acids)
Source: RefSeq, a predicted model, not a curated record
GAAGGUUUCGGCUUCUCUCAGGUACUUUAUCUACAGCAAAUUGGAGUUCAUUAACAAUUUUAACAAUGUUGCCUGAGGACACAUUGUUUGACAUGUUCAUCUGCUCAUCUGUAAUUCUUAUAUAGUAAAAUAAUAGUUAUCUUUGACAUUGCACCUGAAAUGGACCGUAAGCAGAAGACAUGAACCACUGCAUGUGUAGUACCAUAUAACUUGUAUAAUGAUAUAACUAAGUGUGCUGGAGAAUUACAGUCAAACUUUAAUUAGUAAGUGUACUUAUAUAUGCAGUAUACAUUGUGAUGUAAACAGUGUUUUAGUUUGCAUACAAAACUUCCAUUCCUAAAAAACAACCAUUACCUCAUGUUGUGAUAUGCUCUUACUUCAUACAAAAAGCUUUAGCCACUUUGGUUGUGUAAAUACAAUAACCAGACAGGAUUAAUUAAAUCAGACAUAUUUCCCUGGUCACAGAUAGGGUGUACCUUGAACAGUGAGUCAUUAUGCUCAGUCAGAAAAUAUGACAUCAGAAUUAAGGUUAUGAAAACAUUUCAGUAUUAAUGCCUGAAUGAAAAAAAAAUAUAUAUAUAUACAAGUUUGCAAAAAUGCUUGUAAAUAGUCACAGAAUGCAAGCAACCACAAAGUGCAACGAGUUUUCGAAACAUUUUGGUGCAUAGAGUGAUUAAUUCUCACAUUCAUGAACACUGUGUGGAUUUGCAUACCGUUGGAUAGCAGGUGUAACCUGUAUGCCUGUUUAAUAACUAAUACCUGACAUUUCAGACAUACCCGGUGAGUGCAUGUUGUUUUUGACCACAGAAAGGAAAAAAACAAUUCCUGCAAAUUUUUACACGAUCAUGAUCCGAUUUAACCGGAUCUCUCAUGCGUGGAAUAAACGAGGCAACAUCUUAACAGACCUGAAACAUUUCAGUGGUAGCCAGUACCCAGUUAUCUGUUCUUCAAAGGCUUUCACUGUCCCCUAGCUCCUCCCUCUCUGUACCGUGUGACAACAACAACUCAUCCACAGAGCGGAGCUGCACUUUUCAGCUCAUUUUCCUCCUGUCAUUCCUCCUCCUAUCUUUGAUCAUUGUCCCGCCGCUCAGCCCCCCCAAAACCCUCACUCAGCACGCCUUUUUUCGGCAGCUCUUUUUACUUCCCAACUUAUCUGAGGAGCUAAACUCUCGUGGAUUCUUUCAUUUAGGGGUGUCUCGGCAGGCUGGGUUUUAUACUUUGAACUUCGGCUACUCUCUUCCCCUCCUGUAGGUGACCAUGGCCGUACCGGCUGCUCUGAUCCCACCAACUCCUCUGGUCCCACCGCCUCCGAUCUCGACUCCCUCUGCGACGACGUCCCCGCCGUCGACAACUUCAUCACCAUCUCCAUCCCUGGCUCCCCCAUCCGGACCCGGACAGAACCUGUUCAGAUCAGAGCUCCUCGCCACCAGCAGCCCGGGCAUCCCGACAUCGGCUCUUCCCCCCAGCAAACCCGUGUACUCGACCCCGUCGCCUGUUGAAAACAUACCGCAAAACAAUGAGUGCAAGAUGGUCGAGUUGCGCGGUGCCAAAGUGGCUUCUUUCACCGUGGACGGCUGCGAGCUCAUCUGCCUUCCUCAGGCUUUCGACCUGUUCCUGAAGCACCUGGUCGGCGGACUGCACACGGUCUACACCAAGCUGAAGCGGCUGGAGAUCACGCCGGUGGUGUGCAAUGUGGAGCAGGUCCGCAUCCUCAGAGGACUCGGCGCCAUCCAGCCCGGGGUGAACCGCUGUAAACUCAUCUCCAGAAAAGACUUCGAGACUCUGUACAACGACUGCACCAAUGCAAGCUCCAGACCCGGCCGGCCUCCGAAGAGGACCCAGAGUGUGACAUCGCCAGAGAACCCCCACAUCAUGCCCCACUCAGUCCCUGGCCUCAUGUCCCCUGGCAUGAUCCCACCCACAGGCCUGACAGCAGCGGCGGCAGCAGCUGCCAACGCAGCCAUCGCAGAGGCCAUGAAGGUCAAGAAGAUCAAGCUGGAGGCGAUGAGCAGCUACCACGGCAACGCCAACCACCAUGGGGCCGACGGAGAGAAUGGAGACCUCAGUUCUAGCGUUGGCCUGGAACUCCCCUUCAUGAUGAUGCCACACCCCCUGAUCCCUGUCAGCCUGCCCCCAGCCUCCGUCACCAUGGCGAUGAGCCAGAUGAACCACCUCAGCACCAUCGCAAACAUGGCCGCCGCAGCACAGGGUCAGAGUCUGCCCUCCAGAAUGGUCACCUCUGUUAUAAAGGAACGUGUGCCGGACAGUCCCUCCCCUGCUCCUUCCUUAGAAGACAACAGGAGGCCAGGCAGUCACCCAUCGUCCCACCGCAGCAGCAGUGUGUCCAGCUCCCCAGCACACACAGAAAGCUCCUCAGACAGGAUACAAAUCUAUCUCCAUCCAGCGGCACACCACAAUGGCCUGUCCAUGAACCAAGCCCUGCUAGGCCUGUCCCCCAACAUUCCACCUGGACCUAAAGAGGGAGACUUGGCCCACGACAUGAGCCAUGAAGCAAAGAGGAUGCACGCUGACAAAGAUGAUAACCCCUUGUGUACCCCAACAGCAAGAGAUAGCUACGAGAGGUUGUCGUUGGCUGGACAGGCUCUACCUCCUGGCUUCCCCUCACCAUUCCUCUUCCCAGACGGCUUGUCGUCAAUAGAGACUCUCCUCACCAACAUACAGGGCCUGCUCAAAGUGGCAAUUGACAACGCACGGGCUCAGGAGAAGCAGGUGCAGCUGGAGAAGACGGAGCUGAAGAUGGAGCUGUUCAGAGAGAGGGAGCUCAGGGAGACUCUGGAGAAGCAGCUCGCCAUGGAGCAGAAGAACAGAGCAAUCAUUCAGAAGCGUCUCAAGAAGGAGAAGAAGGCCAAGAGGAAACUCCAAGAAGCUCUGGAGUACGAAUCCAAGAGGAGAGAGCAGGCCGAGCAGACUCUGAAGCAGCCCUCGCCCUCUGACAGCAUGCGUUCACUCAACGGUCAGGCGCUCCACAACUCUCUGACCCCUGAGAUGGAGAGUGACCGCAGCAGUGGAAGAACAGAUGCUGAAAGGACAAUACAAGAUGGAAGACUGUUCCUGAAAACCACAGUGAUGUACUGAUAAGGCCGAGAGGAGCUGGAGGAAAUAAAAAUUUCAGAAAAAAAAGGAAAAGAAAAAAAAAAGAAAGAGAGAAAGAAAGAAAGAAAAGAAAACCCAUGAAGAUUCUCAAGAGCCCUUAUCCAGGCUGAUUUAGUAGUGGAAGAAGUCAAGCUGCUUGUAGGAGUUCAAUGGAAAUGCUGUGUUCACCCAAAUGCUGGAGGAGGUUGUGUCUGAAUGUAGAAUAAGAAGUCUUUUUUCAUCACAGAGGCCAACAUGAAAUAGUUUGAUAAAGCAGGUUUUCACAUUAACGGGUUGGCCAAUGUGAAGGAUAAACAUAUAUAUUGAGCACAGUAAAAAUGUACCCAUGGUACACUGUUGGUAAUAACUCAUAAAUUCACAGCACUGAAGAUUUUUAUACUGUAUCUCAGCCAGCGAGAAAGCUUCGAAAAAGAAAUUCGACUGAAGUUUUGUUUUGUAUUUCAAAUUGAAUUUUGAGAAGCUAAAAAUGACACGUGGAGAUGAACCUUGUGAAGAAGAAAAAAAUGUGAAUCUAUCCAUGUGUUCAUCAAAAGAGAAGACUGAUGUUUGAUUUUAAUGUUUUCUAAAUUAGAUGACAAUACAAUCAAGUUUCCUUUUUACCAUUGUUGUAUAUACAAGAUCUGAUGAUAAAUGAUAGGAAAACUCACUCUAUCGAACCCGAGUGGAUUGAUAAGGUAUGUGUAUAUAACGUUAAGAGGUAUUGUGUAUGCAGUAGAGCUAUUAGGCAAACAAUACCACCAUUUAUAUAAACCUACAGUUUUGUUUUGUUCUAUUUCUGAGCCAUCAUUCUUUCCUAUAGCUGCCAUUUUGGUGAGAAAGCAUGCAGGCAUGUAAAUGUUUGUCCUGGAAUUAUGAUAUUUAAUAAAUCCUAUAUUGUGCUGAACAAAUACUAGGGUUGACUCACUCAAGCCCAGAUGAUUUUGAAAACAUAAUUAUCAAACAUUUCACUUUCAAAAAUGAAGACUUUUGCUGUCUAUAGUACUGUAAUCUUUGUAACAGAGGUAAUAUUUCUUGGAAUUUACUGUACAUUUGUCAUGAGACACACAAAAAUCAGCACCUCUCGAUACCUUUUUUAAAAAAAAAAAAAAAAAAAAUAUCCAGACUAAAUAUGAUCACGUGUCAGCUUGAGAAACAAUCAGUCAUGACACAAUGUUUUCGGAUCUGAAUGCCAUUUAAUUACAUUGCUCAAAUCCCUGUUGAAACUCCACAAACACACUCUUCUUCUUUUUUUAAAGAGUGUUUCAUGAUAUCCUAAUGAGAAAAAAAAAACUCAUAAUUUAUAAUUUUCCUGUUACUUUCCCUAAAGACUUCUGAAUUUCGGUGCUGAAACACCUGUGUAUAUUCUCUAGACAUCAGCUGAUGUCAGUCCUUUUAACUGAAAACGGUUUAGACCUUAUGUGUUACAGUCAGGAGGAGAGAGGAGGAGGAGGAGGGGGGAGGAGGGGGAGUGUCCCAUGUUCACAAUGUGUUUGUUCUUUUUGUUCUCAAUGGCGUGUCUAGGUCUGUUGUCACUGAUAACUUAUAUAGCUUCUCGAAUCAUCUCUUCAUUGUAUUUCAAAUUCAAAUAAAGUUAACAUGUUGAUGAUAAACUGUGAGUUAACUAUGUUGCCCGACGUCGCCACAUGACACUGAUUUAACACAUAAACAUGGAGAUUGUCACCCACUGAGACAGCCCAACAUAACAGUUCAAGAUGAUCUGAAAGAAAUGUAGCCAAUUGUUUUUGUUUUUGGUUUUUUUUUUUGUUUUUUUUUUUUGGGGGGGGGGGGGGGGGGGGGGCAGCUGCUUUCUUUGCAAAUCACUGUUGUGUUUUCAGCGUAUUGGUUUCUGAGACCGUUACAAUCAGCCCUCAGUCUUUUAACUCAUUUCUAUGUAUUAUGUAUGGCCUAAAAAAACAUUGCAGGUUUCUGUGCUGUAGAAAAUAAAUGAACAUAUUGUUCUUCCCUUUAUAUUGCAGUAAAAAAAAAAAAAACUAUGCGUAAUCAAAUGAUGCGAAUAUCUUGUGUAAGUUUUUCCUUUCUUUUCAAAGAGUGUGGAUGCGAGUGUGUGUGAGAACCCUUUGACUUGCAUGUGAGUGUUUUUUUUUUUUUAACUGCAUCGGCUAUUCCUAGAAAAAAAUGUUUAAAUGAGGGUGUGACCAAGCUCACUGUAAAUAAAUUAUUUCAUGUGUA